AUGAACGAGACCAGCGGAGUAUACGGCGCACCAGGCGGUGGAUCGUCCACUCCGACCAGCUCGGUAGCAGCACAUUCGAGCGUACCCGCUCAGUAUUCGUCAUCCAUCUCCAACGACUCAGACGACUCCAAUGGCGUAGCAUCAACUGCUUCUAUGACGCCCGAUGUCGUCGCAAAUCCGUGGAACACUUCACUGCUUUGGUCGUCUGGCAUCGUUGACAACAGAGAUCCACGCUCCUCCUUCUGGCCAGCUUCCAAUUGGCAUAACAUCAGCGUCCCACAGAACGUCGACACUGCUCCCAUCGGCUAUUACUACUCUUCAUCAACAGCAGGCGACUCGGUCAACUUCUACUUUACCGGCCAUGGUCUCUCCGUGCUUGACUAUCGUGGACCCACGCGAGGCAAGUACAACGUCACCAUCGACAACGUGACAUCCGUCAUCGUCGAUGCCUACUCAAAUGUAGAUGAGCUCGCCAAAUCGUCUGGCACCGAGCUACCGCCUGCCAUCUGGACCUCCGAGACCUUCGAAGAAGGUACUCACUACGUCGUGAUGAGCAACCUCAACAAUAUCACAGACAUGAACUUCUGGGGUGUCGUCAUCAACCCAAACAAUUACAGGCCUGGAAAGUCGUUCAAGGCACCCGCUUCCAACACAAAAGUCAUCGUGAUCGCUUCCACCGUCACUGCAGUGGUCAUGAUCGGCAUUUUCCUCCUGGUCGGCUCACUCGUGUACUACUACAAGCUCCUCCGUCCACGACGCCUACUCCAGCAACAGCUGGACCUCGAACGCAAGGAAGCCUUGCUGCCUCCCAGCUCAUCCUCAACUAAUCUUGAUGUGCCAGCUUCACCCACGUCAUCACGCUUGCGACUCGACACCAACUUCCUUGCCAGCCAGGGUGACCUUGGCAGAGUACCAAGCAGGGUCACUGCCACAACGAACGAGUCUCAGUACUGGGUUCGUUCCGAGACCGAGUUGGCUCACUUCCAAGAAACCAGACAGUCGAGCAGAACGCCCGCCCUUUUUCAAGAGAUUCGUCUCGAGUCCGCUCAAGACUCUCCGCUAUACUCUCCCGUAGAUUGUAGCCCGGUCUGCGAGAUGGGCAUGGGCUCCACCAUCUACUCGACCGAAUUCGGUCGGCCGCUUUCGCCUCUAUCUCCAACCAAUCCCGCGUAUGCCACCGCCCAGACACCGGCAUACCAGCUUCCCUUCUCGCAAUCAAGACCUGUGCCGAACACAUGCGAGACUACGAACCAGCCGCCGUCCCAUCAGCAUUUGGGCUCGCUCAAUCUCAACUCGUCGGCCAACAGCCCCACCGUUCCUGGUGAACAUGCCAGCCUGAGCCACUCGCAUCAUCAUCGUGCCGCUUCUGUACCAAUGGCCUAUACAUCCAGAGAUCCGUCCGCGCCGGCAACCGUAACCGAUCUUGUGAGGACAGGCUCGCGACGUCCAUUGCCAACACCCCCGACAACAGUCUCGCCCAUCAGUCCAAUGACCACCUUCCCGCCCUCAGCCCAGCCGUCAAUAGUAGCAACCGCAACUCCACCUUCAUCCGUCUCGGUCGGUCGCAGUGCGUCCCAGCGCUAUCGCGUCGAACAAGACGCGUGCUCCUUCCGUCUUUCCGACGAUGGCAUCUUCGAUGACCACACUGGCGAGGCCUUGCUGCCUCCACCGUAUGCGCCCAGAGACAUGGGCCGCCGUUUUGCUUAG
Messenger RNA from Pseudozyma hubeiensis SY62, 1707 nucleotides. RefSeq lists its product as hypothetical. The transcript has a single exon. The coding region runs from base 1 to 1707 and encodes 568 amino acids. NCBI's taxonomy places the organism in Eukaryota, Fungi, Basidiomycota, Ustilaginomycetes, Ustilaginales, Ustilaginaceae. The record is from RefSeq and is a predicted model, not a curated record.